CUCAUUGGUUUGAAUGUUGGCUCGCGCACAGCUCAUCUCUGCGCUUCUUUAACCGGCUCCAUCUUUCUUUCUCUCUUUCUUUAAUUAUUGCUUAACGUCCGCCACACGGCGAUAACAAGACACGUAUGAUUUUACUUUAACAAGCAGAUUACAUGAGUAUAGAAGAAUAUCUUGAAGACGAUGAAGAACCACCUUUACUGCUCUGCUCCCGUGUGUCUCAUCCUGUUGGAGAUAUGGGGGACACUGGCAGCGCAGUGCCGUCAGGACGAGGGGUGUGUGUGUGAUCUCUGUCCAGCCGGGCAGGAGCCCACGGCUUGUGGGGAAGCUGAAGAUCCCGGCGUGACUGGAAUGUGCCGAACAUGCCCAGCAGGCACCUUCUCAGACACCAAUGACGCUGCGCCGUGCCGCCCGCAUACUUCCUGCAGUAAACUCAACCGCUGGGUCCUGACCGCACCGACCUCAGUGUCUGACGCUGUGUGUGGAGGAUGUCUUCCUGGGUUUAACCCUGCUGCUACACGGAAGUCCUUCAUCCUCCACACCUGCGUCAGGAAGCCAUACAGCCGGCGGAGGCGUAACGUUGGUAAAAGCACCUCCACCAGGACUGGAGCUGAAGGUGCCAACUCCACCGCCGUUCACGGCCCUGAGGAGAAGAGCACCGAAUACGCUGUGUUCGCGCUGGUGCCCAUCUUCUGCGUCAUGGGGCUGCUGGGAAUUCUCAUCUGCAACCUGCUGAAGAAAAAGGGCUUCCGGUGCAACGCUGAGAAAGAGGGAGUGGAUGAAGAGUCUGCCACACCGGAGAAAGAGGGAAACCCGUGUCCCUAUGUUGUUGAUGAUCCCAACGAAGACACCAUCAGCAUUCUGGUCCGGCUCAUCACAGAGAAGAAAGAAAACGCAGCCGCUUUGGAAGAACUUCUGCUGGAUUAUGAGACUAAACAAAUGGCUCUCAGCAAGUCUUCAUCCAUCAAGAUUCCGGCUCUUCCUCAUUUCUCCCAGUUCCGCUCGCUGCCCCGGCUGUGUUCUCACCAGCAUCAUUUGCACACGAUAAACGGACUUGCCCCUCGCUCUGGGCUCUACUGUUCCCGCUGCAGUCAGAAGAAAUGGCCCGAGCUGCUGCUGCCCACCCUGCCACUGCCCGCCGAUACGCACAAAAGCCCUGACCUGGUCAAGACCCCCCUGCCCGGAGGAGAGGUCACCAUUCUCUCUGUCGGAAGGUUUCAAGUUGCUCAGAUCCCGGAAAUGAAGUCCGGCUGUAAGGAUGCGACCCAGACAGAAUCCAGCGACACAGACUCUGUGGACAGUGCCCAUACUGAGCUCGUGGAAGAGAGGUCACUACUGGGUGUGUCUUCAUCGUCUAACUCCGCCUCUUCAAAGUGCAGACAGGAAAUAAGCAUAUGAAAGAUUGGAGAAGACCAUGCAUUAAACAGACCCUUCUUGCGGAUGACAUCAUCAGUCGGCGACAGAUCAGGGCAGAUAUGUGGCGGUGAUGUCAGUAUUCACCCCUUGAGGAGCCUUGAAUUCACGUCUUUAGGAAACAUUGUAUUUAUUGAAUAAGUAACAUUUUAUUAUAAAAGCAAUAUUGUCUGUGUCUGUUAGCAGAUAGGAGGAGCCAUCGUGCUUCCAUUAGGCACUACAGAGAGUCUUCAUUCAUCAUGUGGCUCAAAGCCUCUACUGCUGACUGACAUGUUGCACAACAGCACUCAGAACAAUGAGACUCUAGUGAGAAGUAUUAUUGAGAAAUGCUGAUAGACUGAUCUACGUCUUUUUUUUUUUAGCUCUGUUACUGUUUUUUAUUCUUUUUAUUUUAUUUCAAACGAGUUGAAUUUGUACAGUCAUGGAAAUAAGUUUGUCUUGUUUUGUUACAAUAAAGUUAUCCAAAAAUCAUUCAAAAUCAGUCAUCAGUUUCA
This is a messenger RNA of Triplophysa rosa, 1904 nucleotides long. It is a transcript of the gene relt, whose product is annotated as RELT TNF receptor. Lineage: Eukaryota; Metazoa; Chordata; Actinopteri; Cypriniformes; Nemacheilidae. Gene Ontology annotation, biological process: apoptotic process. The record is from RefSeq and is a predicted model, not a curated record. Bases 181 to 1395 code for a protein of 404 amino acids. The transcript is spliced from 11 exons.